Messenger RNA from Paramormyrops kingsleyae, 2324 nucleotides. It is a transcript of the gene tmem115, whose product is annotated as transmembrane protein 115. NCBI's taxonomy places the organism in Eukaryota, Metazoa, Chordata, Actinopteri, Osteoglossiformes, Mormyridae. Gene Ontology annotation, cellular component: Golgi apparatus; membrane. Gene Ontology annotation, biological process: retrograde vesicle-mediated transport, Golgi to endoplasmic reticulum. The record is from RefSeq and is a predicted model, not a curated record.
GCGUCGGUGACGUCGACAGCGCCAGCGUACGGCAGCGUAAUGUUGGGAGUGCCUCGGAGUUUAUAUUGCAUCGAGAAAUGCAUGAAAUACGAAUAAUCCGACGGAGAAAGUCGGAAUAAAGUUACCAAAGAACGGUCGGAAACCUAAAUAAUCUCGUUGUCAUUUAUUUGUUCAAGAAAGAACGGCCUGUCAGAGGAGUAUUUACAUUUUUCGGCCUGUUGCGAAGUGAAAAUCCCCGACCCAGGCAGCAGUGGACGAUGACUGGGCCGAGAAGAAGUGGAUAGUCCUUAAGGCUGUGAUUGCGAGUGGCCGCUUAGCUAAACAGCUGAUAGACGGCAAGGUUAGUCGCGUCGUUUUAGAAACAACGGCUGGCUUUAAAACACACUUUAAUCAUUCGCAUGCGUGGAGAUAGCUAGAACAACUGGUUUUGUUCCCGGUCGUUUUAAAGAUUAACCUGGUUACCUAGAUAAGUAAAUGUAAGUAUUGUUAUGACAUAUAUGUUCUUGGUAAAAGACCAAAGUUUACCUUUUUGACAUGUAUAUGUAGCAGCGUAGCGAGUCUGCGAACUCCGGCUUGAUGACUGACCGGUGUGUAACCAGGUUCUUAGACGAUCUGGGAAAUUUGGACCGUCCCUUAACCUCUUCCAAAUACAAGUUCAACAUAAAUGUCGAGUCGACAAAUCGGGACAAGAGUCGUUUAGUCCAACAGUCGAUAGCUAUGUCUAGCUACCUAACUUAGCUACCUGUCAACAUACAGUAAUAUGUCGCAAGUAAAAGAAUGAGCACCGAGUGAUCAUGUAAGAUUGUUCCGUAUCAUACUAGUUUUCAUUGAUCACAGUUCGGUAACCAUUCGAUAAGAGCAGAGACGAUGUGUAGAGAGACAGUACAGCUGGCCUCCAUUAAGCAUCGUCACUCUCGCCUACAUUAAAUGAUCGCACUUAACUUUUAACUUUAGUUUUCUUCAGGUUUUUUUCAGGUAGAACUUGAUCUUUGAUUCCACGUCGUCCGGUAAGCAAGUAACUGGUACUUUACUAGUAACGUCUGUUACUUUGAAUUCCUUUAACCUUGGACUUUGCUUUUCGUUUAUUAUCGGAUCCUUUGUUUUCAUUUCUCGGCUAUUUAAUCUGAGGCCCUUGACACGACAGGAACGGUCGGGAGACGGUUAUAUAUUGUACUCGGGAAAUCCAGAUAUCAAACAUGAACCGAUACCUACCAGUGGCCAGACAACAUUUUUUUGCCGCAUUUGCCAGCACCAGCGUGGUGGUGAAGUCUAUCUGUGCCACGGUCAUAUUACUAUACCUACUAUCCUGGGCGGUGGACACUGUAUACGUUUUGGGGGUGACUCCCGGAUACCUUUUCCCCCCUAAUUUCUGGAUCUGGACUCUAGUGACCCAUGCGGUUGUGGAGCAGCACCUGUGGGAUGUUGUGGUCAGCGUUGGCACCGUGAUCGCUGCCGGCCGGCUUCUUGAGCCCUUGUGGGGAGCUUUGGAGCUGCUGAUCUUUUUCGCUGUGGUGAAUGUUGCCGUGGGGCUCCUGUCAGGUUUCUCCUACCUGCUCACCUACGUUGCGAGCUUUAAUCUGGACUACCUGUUUGCAGUCCAGGUCCAUGGGAUGCUGGGCUUCCUUGGUGGAGUUCUGGUGGCUCUCAAACAGACCAUGGGGGACUUGACGGUGCUCCGUGUCCCCCAAGUGAGGCUCAAGGUGGCCCCCAUGCUGGUUCUGCUGUUGCUUGUCGUGUUGCGCCUUACGACGUUGCUAGAGACCACGGCCCCCCUUGCAGCCUAUGGCUAUGGCCUGCUUUCAGGCUGGGUCUACCUGCGCUUCUACCAGAAACACAGCAGAGGACGGGGAGACAUGUCCGACCACUUUGCCUUUGCGUCCUUCUUCCCGGAGAUUUUGCAGCCGGUGGUGGGUCUGCUGGCUGGCCUGGUGCAUAGCAUCUUGGUCAAGAUCAAAGUUUGCCGCAAGAUGGUUAAGCGCUACGACGUUGGAGCUCCCUCCUCUAUCACCAUCAGUCUGCCAGGGACUGACCCCCAGGAUGCAGAAAGGAGAAGGCAGUUGGCCCUGAAGGCCUUGAAUGAGCGUCUGAAGAGGGUCGAGGACCAGUCAGCCUGGCCCAACAUGGAAGAUGAAGAGGAAGAGGAGGAGAUUGUGGUUCGAGCAGAUGCUGCUCUUCAGACAGAGAGGGACACUUCACAGCCUAGGGGUGCCAGUUCCUCCCCGAGUCCAAAGGGACAGGAAUCGAGCAUCAUCAGCUUUGAAGAUGCCCCUGGGAAAUCCUAAGGGUCACCAUGGAUACAUGGUGUUGCGGCCAACAUUACAUCC